UAACUUGACUCAGCACUGAAGGAAAAGGGAGCAGAACAGCGAAACAUGGCGACUUCGAACAAUCCGCGGAAAUUCAGCGAGAAAAUCGCUUUACAUAAUCAGAAGCAAGCAGAGGAGACAGCGGCGUUUGAAGAAGUGAUGAAAGACCUCAGCAUUACUCGGGCAGCGAGGUUACAGUUUCAGAAAAGUAAGUAUUUGCAGUUGGGACAGAACCGUGGGCAAUACUAUGGAGGUUCUUUGCCAAACGUCAAUCAGGUUGGAAGCACUGUCGAUGUGCCUUUUCAGAAUUCAGGGCUUGACUCCAACAGAUCAACACGUCACCAUGGAUUGGUGGACAGAGUCUACCGUGACCGAAAUCGCAUCACAUCACCCAAUCGAAAAUCCCUGACUAUUGACAAACAUGGCCGCCACAUAUCCUUAAAACUGUCAAAACAAUCUCACAUUGACAGCUGUCCAUAUGGCUCAGUAUAUUUAUCACCGCCACCUGAUACCAGUUGGAGAAGGACAAACUCUGACUCAGCACUGCAUCAGAGCACACUAACACUAACCCCUGCCGUGUCAUCCUUCAUUGGAGGAUCACAGGACUUCCAGCCUAAACGAGUUCUUUUACUCUCUGUACCAGGGUCUGAAGCAAUUAAACAAGAGGUCUCUGAAGAUGAACAAAAACAGGGCUGGGACUGCAAAAAGAACAUGUCACAGUCCAAGCCCUGUGAAGUUCCAGGGAUAAACAUAUUCCCAACUACAGACCAGCAGUUUAGCACUACACUGAAACCAACAGCCCACAACAGUGGUGGAUCUCUUCCUGACCUGACAAACAUCCAGUUCCCUCCUCCUCUGCCAACCCCGCUCGACUCAGAUGAUGCAGCAACCACCCAGUUCGGCUCCUCCAGCAGUGUACAGACACUGGCUAAUACACAAGGAGACUCCCACCAGCAACAGAACCUGCAGCUAUCCCCAUCGUCUCCACCAGGUGCCCUCUCCCAGGCAGCAAUUGAUGCCAUGAACCUUGAGCAACAGCUGUCCCAAUAUACCUUUUUCAGCCAGCAGCAAUCAUCCCAAACACACCAGAACCAGCAACAGACAGGGCUGGUCCAGCUGCCAUCCGCUGUGAACUCCUGUUCCACAUCGGACAACCAGACAUCCUCUCAACCCAACAUGACCAUAGAUAUGAACACGGCCUCCUCUCUGCAACAAUACCGCAGUAGAGUUGGAUCUUCUGCCAAUCAGUCUCCAACCUCUCCCGUCUCCAACCAAGGCUUCUCACCUGGAGGCUCGCCUCAACAUAACUCCAUACUGGGCAGUGUUUUCGCAGACUUCUAUGAUCAGCAGCUACCAUCCAUUCAGGCCAGUGUUCUCUCACAACAGCUGGAACAGUUUAACAUGAUUGAGACCCCUAUCAGCUCGGACAGCCUUUAUAACCAGACCUCCACCCUCAACUACUCCCAGGCACUUAUGAUGGGUUUGACUGGCCAUUGCAACCUUCAGGACCCACAGCAACUGGAUUACAGUAGCCAUGGCAACAUUCCCAACAUAAUUCUUACAGUGAGUGGGGAGUCUCCACCCAGCCUGCCCAAAGAUCUGACAGACUCACUGUCCACAGAUGACAGCUUCGAUGUCAACUCGCAGUUUCCACUAGAUGAUUUGAAAAUUGACCCACUGACUCUUGAUGGUUUGCAUAUGCUGAAUGACCCGGACAUGAUCCUCACAGACCCAGCCACAGAAGACGCAUUUCGCCUUGACCGGCUGUAAAUGGCAUUCUACAUGCACAGGUGUGUAAAUGCUGCAGCCUUUGGUUGAUAAAGAGAAGUAAUCUGAAGUGGGCGGAGCCACAAUUUCACACUAAUGAUACAGGAGAGAUUUUUACAAGACACAUUAGGAGGAAAAGGUAUUUACAUAUUUUGAACACUACUACCAACUUCACAUCAAGUGGUAUGGAAUCAAUUAGUUAGUGGUUCUAACAAUGAUGACUAUGAUAAAAUUAUGGAUCUUAUUUUGAUCCAGUCAAAUGCUUAGUUUGAUUUAGUUUGAUGAGGGGAGAGACAAUCUAGUGUUGUAUUGUCAAUAAAUACCUAAAUAUCUGCCGGAAAAAAUAACUCUGGGCUUAUUACAAUGCAAAUGCCUUUAAGAGUAGUUUGAAGACACAGAGAAAACACUUUUCAAGUUUAACCUCUGUAUGCUAAGCUGGUUAUGCUCAGUUUGGAUAUUAAUUUUGUGUUAUUAUCUGGAUGGUUUGUAAAAUUUGUCCAAAUGAGGUGAUGAGACAUAAUUUUGCAACCUAAUUCUUAGGAAAUGCUGAAUUUUUAUUAUCGUCAUGGCAACUCAUUUUUAUGCAUGAAAUCAUAAAUCACUGUGGAUACUUUUUUUGCCUUAAUAAGUUAACAUUUAGGUUUUCAUGCAAAGAUGAAAAUAUAAAUGAGGGGGGAAAAUAUUAUUUAACAACACAAUUUUACAUAGUUGCAUGUUGUUCAGCCUACAUAAUUCAGUUGUAUUUUCAUUACCCCGUCUUUUCAUAGUCAAACAUCAAGUUAGAUUUUUUCUAUGAUAUGGACAUUCACUGGCCUAUUUUGUUUAUUACAUGUACAGAAUGUGGUCUGAUUUUGCGUAAGAUAUCUAUGCAAAAAAGUUAUAAAAAGACUGUAAAAUGUGACUAUACACCAUACACACACAUGCAUGUGCAAAUACUGUAUAUAUAUAUCUAUAUAUAUAUACA
Menidia menidia (Atlantic silverside) is the source of this 2710-nucleotide messenger RNA. The record is from the annotation of a GenBank genome assembly. Lineage: Eukaryota; Metazoa; Chordata; Actinopteri; Atheriniformes; Atherinopsidae.